CCUCCCUGCCCAUCGUCUUCUCUCUCUCUCUCUCCCUCCCCCUCCCCGCGGCCCCAGCCCGCCCCUUUUCUCUGGCGUUCGGCUGCUUCUUUCCUCUUCAUUUGUUCUCUCAAGCUCCGCUGUUGCUUGUUCUUCGAGGAUUUUGAAGCACUCGUGGUCAAUUUACAUAGAAAGGUCGGCGGCUGGUGAAUCACGUAGUGAUGACUUGUUUCUCUUUCUUGUUCAGUCGAAAGCUGGAUUCAUCUUCAAAAUUCUGCUUGGAAGUAGAUGAAGUUUCAGGCAUUCACAAUGUUAACUUCUUCAGUUACAAGGAAUUGAGGCGCACCACUGAUGAUUUCAGUGAUUCCAAUAAGAUUGGGGAGGGUGGUUUUGGCUCAGUAUACAAGGCACGACUCAAAGGUGGGUUGCACGCUGCAGUGAAAGUUCUUUCGGCUACAUCAAGCCAAGGUGUUGAUGAAUUCGUGACAGAGAUCAAAGUGAUCUCCAAGAUUGCGCAUGAGAAUCUAGUUAAACUCUAUGGUUGCUGCGUGGAACAUGACCAGCGAAUACUGGUGUACAACUAUCUGGAGAACAACAGCCUUGCACAUACUCUUCUAGGAAAAAAUCCAAACAAUAUACAGUUCACUUGGCGUACAAGAUAUAGAAUUGGCAUUGGGGUUGCAAGGGGCCUCGCCUACCUCCACGACGCAAUACAGCCUCACAUUGUUCACAGGGAUAUCAAAGCGAGCAAUAUUCUCCUCGAUAGGGAUCUGACGCCCAAAAUAUCUGAUUUUGGCCUUGCCAAGCUCAUUCCAGCGAACAUGACUCAUGUCAGCACCCGGGUUGCUGGUACAUUAGGGUAUUUGGCACCUGAGUAUGCCAUAAACGGGCGGUUGACACGGAAAGCAGAUAUCUACAGCUUUGGGGUCCUCCUAGCGGAAAUAGUCUGUGGGAGGAACAACACCAAUACAAGAUUACCAGUCGAAGAGCACUAUCUCCUCGAAAGGGUAUGGGAACUUCACGAGCGGAGAGAGCUCGUUGGACUAGUAGAUGCAUCACUAAAAGGGGACUUUGAUGCUGAGGAGGCCUGUAGGUUCUUGAAGGUCAGCCUCCUCUGCACGCAAGACAACCCCAAGCACCGACCUUCCAUGUCAACAGUCGUGAAGAUGCUCGCUGGUGAGUUUCGCAUAGAUGACGAUAAAAUCAAGAAGCCAAUCCUAAUCACCGACUUCAUGGAUCUCAAAGUGCGGGGCCCACCGAAACCGUCGGAUUCCAAGAGCACUUCCUAUGCUGCUUCCUCUGCGUCAGAGAACCAGAUGACUUCCAACUACUCAUCGGAUAACUCGGCUAGUGGUGGUGGGAAUAUGGCUUUCUCGGGUUUAUUCAACCGGAGCACCUGAUUGAUUAGUUUCUUCCUCUCUUUUAGAGUCCCAGUUGUGGUUUGUUUAUCGGGGCCUGGUCUUCCGGUGUAAAAUUGUACAUUCCUGGCAGUUCGAUUUUCCGCGCGUGUUCCGUGCUAGAAAUUGAACCUAGCCUGAGGUGCACUCUCCUUGUAAAUCUACAGGUGGCUUGAAUCAAUUCUGAUGUCUCCGCCCCCAAUCUCCGGAACUGACACCUUGAUGCCUAUGGGACUUUCUUGAGGAGGAAGCAAAUGUUAGGCUGUAUGGAAAUGGUUCGCUAAAGUAAAGGGUCCGAGUUCCGCCGACCAUUAUCUAUGCAUUUGGCAAUUGCAUA
Punica granatum (pomegranate) is the source of this 1713-nucleotide messenger RNA. Lineage: Eukaryota; Viridiplantae; Streptophyta; Magnoliopsida; Myrtales; Lythraceae. The record is from RefSeq and is a predicted model, not a curated record.